GAAGGUGCUCCAGUCCCUCAAUCAUCCUUGUUUCCCUUCUCUGCACUUUUUUUGGGGUUAAAUGGGGUUAAAUGAAGUAAAUUAAAUAAGCAGAUUUCUGCUGAACUGCCUCGAUGUGCAUUUACACUACCCAGCAUACAGAGGACAUCAUUUGGUGAUGCUGGCUGUGUGUCCUUCCACAGACCAAUUCUACUUCUCGCCAUGUCGAAGGUACUGAUGCUUGAAUGUUUGAAAUUUCACCAAAGUUAGUGGUGCAGCAAAAUGUCCAGGUGUGAAAAAAGAAAGUGUUGUGAGCCUUUAAAAAAGUUUCCUUCUCUGGGGAAGCUCAAUGCUAUCGCUCAGAAGAAUGUGGCUCUAAUGGAAACUAUCCAGAAAUUCAAAGAAACACUGGCCCUGGAACUGAAGAGAGAAAAGACACCUUGGCUAAAUACUGUACGGGAUGAAAAAGCAGACCAGCUACAAACUCUUUGGCCUGUGAUGUGUACAGAUGUGCAAAGAGCCAGCAGAAAAGUUAAUGUGACUCUGGAUCCAUGGACUGCCAACCCCAAGCUCAUCAUCUCCUUGGAUCAGAAGACAGUGAGGCACGGAAAAGAAUUGCAGGCCCUGCCCGACAACCCGGAGAGAUUUGACUCUGAGCCUUUUGUGCUGGGCUGCGAGGGAUUCUGCUCAGGGAAGCACUGCUGGGUAGUCAACGUGGAGGCGGGACAGAACUGGGCGGUUGGGGUUGCCAGAGAGUCAGUGAAGAGAAAAGGCAACCUCAGCCUAAGCCCUGAGCAAGGCAUCUGGGCUGUGGAGCAGUGCUGGGGUCAGCUCCAAGCUCUGACUUCCCACUGGACUCCCCUGUACCUGUGCAGAAAACUCAGGAUGGUCCGGGUGUCUCUCGACUACGAGAGAGGUCAAGUGGCAUUUUCUGAUGCUGAACUGGACUUCCCCAUCUUCGCUUUCCCACCUGACUUCUUCAGGAAGGAGAAAAUCUACCCUUGGCUCUGGGUGGGGCCAGGAUCUCAGCUUUGCUUGUGAUUCAAAAGGUUGCUUCUUCCUGAUGGGUGUGUGUGUGUGCGCUCCUCCGUUUUUCAUUGCUUUGAUAGGGGAACACAAUUUUUUCCUCUCAGCCAAAAUACCUAGAGGUCUGAUUUGUGCAUGCCAGCAAGGUGACCGACUACUCAAAACCAGACUUUGUGGAAGUAGCUCUGUGAGAUGAACACAUUUAUCCUUAAAAGAUGGAACUAAUUUUCCUGCAACCACCUUCUCUGUUUUCAUUUCUCGCUAUUUUCAGUAACAUAUUGGAAAUCACAGAAAUUGCAGGCCAAGUCAUCUCCUUCAACCAGCUUCUGCCAUAACCGCUUUUUGACCUGCAAAGGCUCCCAAAAAACAACACACAAGUGUUUGUUUAUAAACCAAAGAGUAAUAAAGUUGUCCUUUGACAUUCAGUGGUUCCUAUGGCUGUAUUUCCACCAGGGUGCUGAAUAAAACCCAGUCACAAUAUGGCAGCUGCUA
This is a messenger RNA of Sphaerodactylus townsendi, 1497 nucleotides long. RefSeq names its product tripartite motif-containing protein 10-like. The transcript has 4 exons. Gene Ontology annotation, molecular function: protein binding. Bases 262 to 1020 code for a protein of 252 amino acids. The record is from RefSeq and is a predicted model, not a curated record. NCBI's taxonomy places the organism in Eukaryota, Metazoa, Chordata, Lepidosauria, Squamata, Sphaerodactylidae.